Molecule: messenger RNA, 2930 nt
Organism: Hippocampus zosterae (dwarf seahorse)
Lineage: Eukaryota; Metazoa; Chordata; Actinopteri; Syngnathiformes; Syngnathidae
Product: 6-phosphofructo-2-kinase/fructose-2,6-bisphosphatase 2-like
Exons: 16
Coding region: 209-1738 (509 amino acids)
Biological process (GO): fructose metabolic process; fructose 2,6-bisphosphate metabolic process
Cellular component (GO): cytosol
Molecular function (GO): fructose-2,6-bisphosphate 2-phosphatase activity; 6-phosphofructo-2-kinase activity; ATP binding
Source: RefSeq, a predicted model, not a curated record
GUUGUUGUGAGGGUGAAUUGAGCAGGCUACACUUCCUGCUAAGACACCAGGAGGAGGAGCAGAAAACAUCCGAGGAGAGGAAGGUGUCGCCAACUGAUGGGAAUACUUGAACAAAGAAAAACGAACAUUGAUCGACACCUGCCGUGGACUAGAAAGAUGCUGACUUCAUCGCCACAGUGACUAGGGAACAUCAGCAAGCUGACUCGCCAUGGCUGCCCGGCAUCAGAGACCAGCGGACAUGGCAGACGGCUCAAUGGAGUCCAAAAAGACUGAGAAAAAGUGCUCCUGGGCCUCCUACAUGACCAAUUCUCCAACUGUGAUUGUGAUGAUUGGGCUGCCUGCUCGGGGGAAAACCUACAUGUCCAAGAAGCUGACGCGCUACCUCAACUGGAUUGGAGUGCCGACUAAGGUAUUCAACCUUGGAGUUUAUAGGAGACAAGCCGUGAAGUCAUACAAGUCCUAUGACUUUUUCAGACAUGACAACGCAGAAGCCAUGCAAAUAAGAAAACAGUGUGCUCUGGUGGCACUACAAGAUGUCAAGUCCUAUUUCAAUGAGGAAGGAGGGCAGAUUGCUGUAUUUGAUGCGACCAACACCACCCGGGAGAGGCGGGAGCUUAUCCUUAAUUUUGCAAAGAAGAAUGCGUACAAGGUAUUUUUUGUGGAAUCUAUAUGUGAUGAUCCGGAUGUCAUCGCUGCAAACAUCCUGGAAGUGAAGGUGUCCAGUCCAGACUACCCAGAGAGGGACAGAGAGAGUGUUAUGGACGAUUUUCUCAAGAGGAUAGAAUGUUAUAAAGUAACUUACCAACCUUUGGAUCCAGAUGACCAUGACAAGUGCCUAUCCUUUAUUCAGGUCAUCAAUGUCGGCCGUCGGUUCCUGGUCAACAGGGUGCAGGAUUACAUUCAGAGUAAAAUUGUCUACUACCUCAUGAACAUCCACGUGCAUUCCCACUCCAUCUACAUAUGCCGACACGGAGAGAGCCAUCACAAUCUGCAAGGACGCAUUGGCGGAGAUUCUGAGCUGUCAGACAGAGGCAAACAGUUUGCUAUGGCACUGAAAGGUUUUGUGGAUGAACAUCGUCUGUCAGACCUGAAAGUUUGGACCAGUCAGCUGCGGCGCACCAUUCAAACUGCGGAGGAGCUUGGUGUUCCCUACGAGCAGUGGAAGAUCCUGAACGAGAUUGAUGCUGGAGUGUGUGAAGAGAUGACUUACAAAAUGAUUGAGGAAACCUACCCAGAGGAGUACGCCAUGAGGUACCAGGACAAGUAUCACUACCGCUAUCCUGGAGGAGAAUCUUACCAGGACCUGGUGCAGCGGCUGGAGCCAGUGAUCAUGGAGCUGGAGCGACAGGGCAACGUGCUGGUUAUCUGUCAUCAGGCCGUCAUGCGCUGCCUGCUCGCCUACUUCUUGGACAAGAGCGCCGAUGACCUGCCAUACUUGAAGUGUCCCCUGCACACUGUCCUCAAACUCACCCCAGUGGCAUAUGGUUGUAAAGUGGAUGUUUUUGACCUCAAGGUGGAGGCUGUCAACACUCACAGGGACAGACCAUUAAACAAAGAAAGGGGAGACGUUCCACCAGCUUUCUACCGGAGGAAUAGCUUCACGCCACUGUCCAGCCACGACCAGAUCAAACGACCUCGCCUCUACAGCGCCGACAACCAACCGCAGCCUCGCUUGUCCCAGACUCCCAUUUUACCCGGCAUGCCGUUCUCUGAGGCAUCGGAGGGCGUGGAGCUGUGAGAAAGAGAGGACUGCCUGAACGGCUUCAGUGCAGGAGACACAGAUGACUGUGUUGGCAAUUGAAGAAAAGUUUCUUUCAUUUAGUCUCGACCUUUGUACACUGCUGACCAAAUGUUUGUGCCACAUGUACCUUUCGCUUGUACCACCGCAAGUUGUUGUUUGUUUGCAACUUCAACAAAAUCGCUGUACAGGUCUGCCAUACAAACAGACUCUGUUCAUUUGUUGUUUGCAAAUAGGUAAGCUACCUACAGCAGGGGUGUCCAAACUUUUUUGUUUGAGUCCCGCAUACCUACCGGUAAUCAUGGACAUGGGCAGCUUUAAAAUUCAUCAACUUUAUUAAACACCCCAAAAUCAGUCAAGCAAGGAUUUUUUUAAUGCUGCUGGUAUUUUCUAGGUAUUUUGAAAAAGAAAAAAAUACCCUGCUCCUUUAAAGGUGAUAAGGCAAAUAGUUUAGAGAUUUUCAAAAUUUUGUGAGGGCCACGGGGCCCUGUGUCCCAGUAGACUCGUUACAGCACUGCACUGAACAGCAGCCGAAUCCCAUCUCCACAUUCAGAACCAAAACGAGUAAACUGUGGUGCCAUUGGCCUUUUUUUAAAACAGUGACUUGAGGAUGAUAAAUGUGAUAUGUUCAUAAAUCGGACCUUGACCUAGCAGAAAGUGAAACAAUUUAGCUUCUAAAACGGAAUGAUCUUUUUUUUCACCAGUGUUUUCAAGAGAAUUUUUAAAUGAUUUUAGUUCUAAAUCGUUUGUGUAGCUUUACAUAUCUAGAGUAUUCAUAAACAGUAGUGGCACCUAUUUUUUGAAAACCUCCUUUCUCCACCUCCAUAUAUAUAUAUAUAUAUAUAUAUAUAUAACAAGCCUUGCAAGCCGUGUCAAAUGUCAUUAUUAUUUUAUGGCACAAGCAGCUGAAAAGUGCCGUAGCUUGGACACCCCUGACCUAUACAGUGUCAAAUGUGUAAUCAAACAAUUGAGUGGAAACCUCUUAAUUAGCAUUUCAUUUUGCUGUCAUUAUACACUCUGCAAAAUGUAUUCUUUUACUUUUACUUUUGAUUUAGUUUUAGCAAUCAAUACUUAAUGGAACAACCUUGAUUUUACAUUGUGGCACUCCUUGUUGUGGGGAAAAAAAGAUCAGAUUUCAGGAACGUUGUCAAAGCAGACAGAAGUGUUUGCAUUUGCCGUCUUCUUUUUGUGG